AUGCUGACUGUGACUUCCCAGGUCAACGUUCCCAAGACCCGCCGAACCUACUGCAAGGGCAAGAAGUGCAUGAAGCACACCCAGCACAAGGUCACCCAAUACAAGGCAGGAAAGGCCUCUCUGUUCGCGCAGGGUAAGCGUCGUUAUGACCGCAAGCAAUCCGGUUACGGAGGUCAGACCAAGCCCGUCUUCCACAAGAAAGCGAAGACCACCAAGAAGGUCGUUCUCCGUCUAGAGUGCACACAGUGCAAGACCAAGGCACAGCUCGCCCUCAAGCGAUGCAAGCACUUCGAGCUCGGUGGUGACAAGAAGACCAAGGGUGCCGCUCUCGUCUUCUAA
Messenger RNA from Alternaria ventricosa, 339 nucleotides. It is a transcript of the gene RPL44, whose product is annotated as 40s ribosomal protein L44e. Gene Ontology annotation, biological process: translation. Gene Ontology annotation, molecular function: structural constituent of ribosome. The transcript has 4 exons. Lineage: Eukaryota; Fungi; Ascomycota; Dothideomycetes; Pleosporales; Pleosporaceae. Gene Ontology annotation, cellular component: ribosome; cytosolic large ribosomal subunit. The record is from RefSeq and is a predicted model, not a curated record. The coding region runs from base 1 to 339 and encodes 112 amino acids.